Molecule: messenger RNA, 351 nt
Organism: Caenorhabditis remanei
Lineage: Eukaryota; Metazoa; Nematoda; Chromadorea; Rhabditida; Rhabditidae
Exons: 3
Coding region: 1-351 (116 amino acids)
Source: RefSeq, a predicted model, not a curated record
AUGAAGACUUGGCUACUCGAAUUGAAACGGAUCAAAACUGACAAAGAAACCUUGGUGAUUGAAGCGAGAAAUACACCAAAAAAUGGUUUCGAUGAGUCGGAUGAUUGCCCAAGAUUUGCUGGAAGUCGGGUUGCCACCGGUCGUUGCUCGGAUUUCACAUCGUCUACCAUGGCUGCACCGAUUUUGGCAAAUCAGCCACCAGAAAUGCUUCAUUCUUUUAGUUUUCAGACUGUUAUGUACACCUCAUUAAUAGCAAAGAAAGGAGGAACAAGACGUGGAAUCACAUUGCGGAUAGGACAACGUCAAUCUGUCGAACCACUGGUCCGAACAACUCGUACUGGUCCAAUAUGA